Messenger RNA from Anoplophora glabripennis (Asian longhorned beetle), 2594 nucleotides. RefSeq names its product transducin beta-like protein 3. Gene Ontology annotation, molecular function: U3 snoRNA binding; protein binding. The record is from RefSeq and is a predicted model, not a curated record. Lineage: Eukaryota; Metazoa; Arthropoda; Insecta; Coleoptera; Cerambycidae. The transcript has 2 exons. Bases 118 to 2460 code for a protein of 780 amino acids. Gene Ontology annotation, cellular component: 90S preribosome; small-subunit processome; nucleolus. Gene Ontology annotation, biological process: endonucleolytic cleavage in 5'-ETS of tricistronic rRNA transcript (SSU-rRNA, 5.8S rRNA, LSU-rRNA); endonucleolytic cleavage to generate mature 5'-end of SSU-rRNA from (SSU-rRNA, 5.8S rRNA, LSU-rRNA).
UAUUUAUAUACCCAUAACCUAACAAAAGUAUCAACAAGAACAAAAGGCUAAGAAUUUCUGUUUAGAGGAUUAGUAGUAGUAAAUAUAAUUACUUAAUUUAAGGUUUAUGAAUAUAACAUGACAUCCAAUAUUAAAUUAAAAGAAGCAUAUGGGGUAGAAUCGAAACAUGGUGCUUUUUACACAGGGGGCAACAUAGAAUGGCAUGAAGAUAAACUAUUUUGCCAAACCAAUUCCAGUAUCUCGUUAUUGAAUGUAGAAAAUGGUCUCGUGGAAACAACUAUUGGAGAAGCAAAUUCUGAAGAUGCAGAUUUCGUUCAGACGUUUACUUCUGAUGGACAAAGGGUAGUAUCGUCACAUAAAAGCGGGCUAUUAAAAUUAUGGAAUAAAGAAGGCGAAGUAGAGAAAAUGUGGAAAUACAUUCAUAAGGGCCCUGUUGCCAGUUUGGCAUUAAAGGAAAGCAAACUCGCAAGUGGAGGAUCGGAUGGUAUUGUCAGGAUAUGGGACCUUCAAUACCAAGCGUGUAUUCUUAGCCUUAAGGGUUGCCAAGGAGUUAUAAAUAUAACAAAAUACCACCCUGUUGAAAAUAAAAUAUUCGCUUCAGGGGAUGAUGGCAAAAUCAAUUGCUUUGAACUAGAAAAAGGUGAAGUAAGCAUCAUUUACAAUGCCCAUUACAGCAAAGUAACCUCAGUUGUCUUUGGUCACGAUAAUAAGCAUUUUGUGAGCUGUGGCCGUGACAAGGUCAUUAUUUUGUGGGAGUUUGAGAACACCACUGCAUUACGCACCAUACCAACUUACGAAGCUGUGGAGGCCAUUGUUAAUUUGCCGAUUAAGUUCAAGUUACCUGGAUUUAAAUCGGAACCUGAAAGUAUAUAUGUAGCGGCAGGAGGAGAGAAAGGGGUAAUAAAAGUGUGGGAUGUGAAAAAAGCGAAAGAAGUUUUUGUGCAAACCAACUCGUUAGUCUCACCCGCAACAGAAGAAGGCGGGUUAGCUAUUUCAAACUUAUUAUUUAAUGACAAAUCAAAGGCUCUAGCUGUAGUUACUGUAGAGCAUAACAUAAUUAUUCAUCAUUUAAAAUCGUUUGUUUGUUUAAAACAAUUCAUUGGUUUUUCGGAUGAAAUAUUAGAUGUCACGUUCGUAGGCAAAAAUGAUGAAUAUUUAGCGGUAGCUACAAACUCGAGUGAUAUUAAGUUAUAUAAGAAUGAUACGAUGAAUUGCCAGUUGCUGAAAGGUCAUACUGAUCUUGUUCUUUCUUUAUGUACAAGCAAAACAAACCCUGAUCUUUUACUUUCGUCAGGAAAAGAUAAUACAAUCCGUCUAUGGCUCUUGAAAGAUGGAACGAUGAGUUGCGUUGGGACUGGAUUGCGCCACACAGGUUCAGUAGGGUGCGUAGCUUUCAGUCAAAUGGGUGCAAAGUUUGCUCUGUCUGCAAGCCAAGACACUUGCUUGAAACUAUGGGAAAUUCCAUCGAAAUUCACAGACACCAACUUAAAUUGUACACAUACUGUGAUCGCUCAUCAGAAAGAAGUGAAUAGUGUUGCUGUAUCACCCAAUGAUAGAAUUAUAGCGACGGCCUCUCAAGACAAAACUGCAAAGCUUUGGACAGAUUCACUGACUCUAGUUGGUAUAUUGAGAGGUCACAGGAGAGGUGUUUGGUCAAUUCGGUUUUCUCCCGUGGAUCAGGUAGUAGUGACGUCUUCUGCAGAUUGUACCAUAAAGUUGUGGUCAGUUGCUGAUUUAAAUUGCCUCAAAACGUUAGAAGGUCAUGAAUCUAGUGUGUUAAAAGUAGAAUUUGUCUCUUCGGGAAUGCAGCUGUUAAGUGCGGGAUCGGACGGACUUUUAAAGUUAUUUUCAAUAAAAACCUCAGAGUGUGUUUGCACGCUAGAUGAACAUGAGGCUAGAAUCUGGGCUUUAGCGCUGAAUAAGGAUGAAUCGAGACUCGUAACGGGCGGUACAGGCUCAGUUUUGAUUAAAUGGAAGGAUGUUACGGAGGAACUUAAACAGCAACGGCAGAAAGAAGCAGAGGAAUUGGCAUUACAAGAACAAACACUAUAUAACUACAUUCAGGGUGACGAACUGUUAAAAGCUUUGAAGCUAGCCUUGAGAUUAAAUAGACCGGCGACAGUUCUGAGGAUUACACAGGAUAUAAUAAAGAAGGGUGAUAGCGGUUUAGCUGACACAAUAAAGGAGUUGCGUAAUGACCAAAAAGAAAGUUUAUUAAAGUGCGCUACGAACUGGAAUAUGAACAGUAAAAAUUGUCAACCUGCUCAGAUAGUACUGAAUGUUUUGUUAAAUGAAUUGCAGACUGGUGAAUUUAGACCCGUGGGGUUGAGUUCUACGAUAGAAAGCACUUUACCAUACACAGAGAGACAUUUUAAAAGAUUAACUCAGUUGUUGCAGGAUUUGCAGUUUAUUAAUUAUACCGUUAAUUGUAUGCAACCCCAUGCGAAAUCUGUGAACUGAAUCUUAUUGAAAUAUAUUAUAACUCAUUACAUAAUUGUUACAAGAAUUAAUAAAAACGUUUUCAAUACAUUUAUUUUUCGUCGUAUAAUUAGGGUUGCCAGCAAUGUCAAGUUUCAACUAAAAUUAUUCCGGUU